AUGAAUAACGUUCAAGAAGAAGCUGGAGCAUCAUCAAGCAAACUGGAAAACUCGGAUGCGUUGGAGCCUGAAAUUGCGCCAUAUGUGGCGCAGGUAAAGAAGCUGAUCCAUCGGCGAAUGCUGGUUGGAAUCAAAGACGGGCGCUUCUUUGUCGGCAAUUUUUAUUGCAUGGACAAACAGGGGAACAUAAUUCUUCAGGAUGCCAUUGAGUAUCGCAACACUAGAAGAACAUGUCCUUCCCCGAUGGAUCAUAGAGGUGUCGGUCUCAUUUUGAUCCCAUCCUCGUGUCGAAUGUCUUGCCAUGUGGAUUGCUCUGUGGACGAACAGCUAGCUCUUCUCAACCUAAAAGUGCAAACGAUGCAGCAGUAAAAAGUAAAUCUUGACUGGUGAUGUAUAAAUUUCAUAAGCAUUUUUCCCCUGUUUAGACAAUUGUGUCAAAGAUUUUGCCUUGACAAACA
This is a messenger RNA of Andrographis paniculata, 458 nucleotides long. RefSeq lists its product as uncharacterized. The record is from RefSeq and is a predicted model, not a curated record. The transcript has a single exon. Bases 1 to 369 code for a protein of 122 amino acids. Lineage: Eukaryota; Viridiplantae; Streptophyta; Magnoliopsida; Lamiales; Acanthaceae. Gene Ontology annotation, cellular component: NatC complex.